UUCAUCCCCAGGCUGCAGGCUUAGCCAGAACAAACAGACAGCACCAAAGUAAACAAAACAAGAAAGGAAGCAGCACAGGUGACGUGGAAAAGAAAACUUGGAAGCCACAAUAAAGGCUGAUGCUCUAACUGCUGAACCAAACCAGCAGGGCUCAACUCCACUUCUGACUCUUACCUCACCCUCAUCCCAACAGCACACACGAGAAAGAAAUAAAGGCAGGUGUCCCCCAUGUCCAGAGUACAUUUUCCUGUCCUGAAGAAAAGACAGCAUCCUGACACCAUUUGAGUCUGCAGAGGUUGAGAUCUGAUGAGAACGUGGGGUCAAGUUCUGUGCCCCCAAGCCCUAGUGACCUCUCUUUGUUUCCAUAGCAUCUAAAAAUCUCUGCCAGAAUAUGACUCAAGCAGACAAUACGCGGUCCACUAACAAGGGCAAGAUGAUUCAGUCGCCCGUGAUGGAAAGGGUGCAAGCAAUAUUGCAGAAGGAGAUGGUGCGAGAGUUCCUGGCUGAGUUCAUCAGCACAUUUGUCAUGAUGGUGUUUGGCCUUGGCGCUGUGGCCCAUAUGGUUCUAAGAGAAAAUACACUUGGGAGCUACUUUGCUGUCAACGUGGGUUUUGGCUUCGGAGUGACCAUAGGAGUGCACGUGGCAGGGAAAGUCUCUGGGGCCCACAUGAAUGCAGCGGUAACCUUCACCAACUGUGCACUGGGAUAUCUGUCCUGGAAGAAGUUUCCUGUGUACGUACUGGGUCAGUUCCUGGGUUCCUUCCUGGCUGCUGCCGCCAUCUACUUCCUCUUCUACACAGCCAUUAUGGAAUUCACGAACGGAAAUCUGACAGUGACUGGUCCUAUAGCCACCGCUAACAUUUUUGCCACCUACCUUCCUGACCACAUGACACUGUGGAGGGGCUUCCUGGAUGAGGUGUUCCUUACGGGGAUGCUCCAGUUGGGUAUCUUCGCCAUCACGGACAAGCGUAACAACUCAGCACUGCAAGGGACAGAGGGCGUGGUGAUUGGCAUCCUUGUUCUCAUCAUUGGAGUGUCCCUAGGCAUGAAUUCAGGAUAUGCCAUCAACCCAUCCCGGGACCUACCUCCUCGCUUCUUCACCUUUAUUGCCGGUUGGGGCACACAGGUCUUUAGGGCCAAGCACUGGUGGUGGGUGCCAGUGGUGGCACCAACCCUGGGUGCUUACUUAGGAGGCAUCAUCUACUCAGUCUUCAUUGGUUGGACCAUCCCAAGGGAGCCUCAGAUAAUGGAGAACCCCACAGAGUAUGAAGACCACCAACUGCCCAAGACCAUGCCUCACCACACCACAACCCCUUCCCUUGCCUCUGUCCCUGUGCCCACCUCCAACAAAUCUUCAAUCCGGCCUGUCCCACCCUCAAAUGACUCCAUCCGAAUACAGCAAUUCUAAGUAAUACUGUUUGUGACCACAGCUUCACCCCAAUAAAGCCUUGUCCCACAGUGGCACUCUCUGUUGGUGUUG
Messenger RNA from Molossus molossus (Pallas's mastiff bat), 1480 nucleotides. RefSeq names its product aquaporin 7 (gene AQP7). The coding region runs from base 392 to 1408 and encodes 338 amino acids. The record is from RefSeq and is a predicted model, not a curated record. The transcript has 9 exons. Gene Ontology annotation, cellular component: plasma membrane; basolateral plasma membrane. Gene Ontology annotation, biological process: water transport; glycerol transmembrane transport. Gene Ontology annotation, molecular function: water channel activity; urea transmembrane transporter activity; glycerol channel activity. NCBI's taxonomy places the organism in Eukaryota, Metazoa, Chordata, Mammalia, Chiroptera, Molossidae.